Suillus paluster is the source of this 676-nucleotide messenger RNA. RefSeq lists its product as uncharacterized. The record is from RefSeq and is a predicted model, not a curated record. The annotation marks the transcript as partial. NCBI's taxonomy places the organism in Eukaryota, Fungi, Basidiomycota, Agaricomycetes, Boletales, Suillaceae. The transcript is spliced from 6 exons.
AUGUACAUGAAGAGGGCGGAAUUGAUGGAUGUGCGGGAUCAAGGCGGAACGCUAGUGUAUGAAGCAGCACUAGGUGGGCAUUGGAACAAGAACGGACUGCAUGCAAAGAACCGCAUAAGCACACUAAUAAGAGAGGAGGAAGGGCUAGAGUGCAGCAUAAUUCUUCUGGAUGGUCUUGCACUGGCGAUACCGCUGUCUGCCCUGGCACCGUCACCCAAGCCUGAACACAGAUUGUCACAAGUCCCUUGGGGUCGUAGCUAUGAUGUAGACCAUCUAACCCUCUAUUAUGCACUGAAGAACGGAUUCGAUAGGGAGGAGAUUCAAUGCAGCGAGUAUAUUUAUGAUACUACCCUCAGGACGCUUCUCGUACCCUCUCGUGACAUCAGAUACUACCCCCAGGACACCUUCCGCAUCGUCUCAACUUCGAAGAUCUGUGCAUCACUGUGUAUCAAAGGUGCUACUUUCUCAGACUCGAUGGGAUUCUCUCCGACAGCUGCAGUACUCGAGAUGCAUACGGGGUCCUCGUCCGGGUGUUUCCAAGACACUUUUGCGAUAUUCCAAAGCGGCUACGAAGAUCGCUGUGCAGAUGUGACUUGUAAAUUCAGAAGCUCAGAAGGACUCCAUGAUAUCGUGAGACUGCAGUGGAAGUUUCGUGUAGAACUGAUGUAUCACACGA